Messenger RNA from Symbiodinium natans, 2217 nucleotides. The record is from the annotation of a GenBank genome assembly. Lineage: Eukaryota; Dinophyceae; Suessiales; Symbiodiniaceae.
AUGAUUCGCGGCGUUUGCGUCCUCCUCGCCCUCCAUGGCGGUGCAGCCGAACCCAACGGUGACGCGGUGCCGACUUGCGCCAAGAAGGGCGUGACCUACGUGAGCGAUGUCAAGGGCACCCCCAAUUCCGCGUGGCUCUACACCCCGAAGAUGUGCCAGAUGGCCUGCUACAUCAACCCAACCUGCAAGCAUUUCUCGUGGAAGGAGGACUCUUUCCCCGGCGGUGCCUGCAACCUCUUGGGAGAGGAUGUGCAGGAGAAGGUCGAUGAGAAGUCGUACAGCGGCCCAAAGGCCUGUGCGGGUGAGGUCCCGGUGAACGCGGCGUCGAUCACCGAUGCUGUGGGCAGUGCCAGCGCCGGGCUGGAGAAGUUUGGCAAGGAUCUUUUCGUGAAGGCAAACGAGGCCGGGAGCCAGCUCACCGACCACAUCACUGACAAGCUGAAUCAGGCCGGACAGGACAUGGACAAGUUUGGAAAGGACUUGACCCAGAAGAUGAAUCAAGCCAGCAGUGACCUGAACCAGAAGGCAAACGAGUUCCACAACCAGGUCAGCCAAGUCGGACAGGAUCUCACCCAGCAGGCAAAUCAGGCCGCCAACGAUCUGACCCAGAUGGCCAAUCAGGCCCACAGGGACCUGACCCAGAAGACACAGGAGUUGAACAGCGGCGCAACCGAGCUGCAGCAGAAGCUCGACCAGUUUGGAAAGGAUUUGACCCAGCAGGCCAAUCAAGCCAGCGCUGGCCUGAGCAGUGAUCUGAGCCAGAAGGCCAAGGAGUUCCAGGGUCAGGUCAACCAGUUGCAGCAGGAUGUGGGCCAGCAGGUAAAUAAGCUUGCUGACGAUAUGGCCCAGCAGACCAAUCAGGUCAACAGUGACCUGAGCCAGAAGGCACAGGAGCUUAACAGCCAGGCCAACCAGCUCGGGCAAGAUCUGGCCCAGAAGGUCGAUCAGGUUGGGGAUGCUCUGACCCAGAAGGCCAAUCAGGCCGGCAGCGACCUGAGCCAGAAGGCCGACGAGCUCAACGGCCAGGUCAAUCAGCAGGCCAGCCAGGUCGGCAGCUCCCUGGAAAAGCUCGGGCAGGAUCUGACCAAUCAGGCCAAUCAGGUUGGGGAUGCUCUGACCCAGAAGAUCAAUCAAGCCAACAGUGACCUGAGCCAGAAGGCCAAUGAGAUCCAGGGCCAGGUCAACCAAGUCGGCCAGGAUCUCACCCAGCAGGCAAAUCAGGCGGCCAACGAACUGGCCCAGAAGGCCAAUCAGGUCAACAGCGACCUGGCCCAGAAGACAAAGGAGUUCAACAGCGGCGCCACCGAUUUGCAACAGCAACUCAAUGAAGCCAGCGCUGGCCUGAGCAGUGAUCUGAGCCAGAAGGCAAAGGAGUUGCAAGGCCAAGUCGGCCAGUUGCAGCAAAAAGUGGACACGGGUGCAAAUCAGAUUCUGAACGAUGUGGCCAAGCAGACCAAUGAGGUCAACGGUGCCCUGAGCCAGAAGGCAAAGGAGUUCAGCAGCCAGGCCGACCAGCUCAAACAGGAUCUGACCCAACAGGCUGAUCAGGUUGGGGAUACCCUGACCCAGAAGGCUAAUCAGGUCAGCAGCGACCUGAGCCAGCAGGUCAACGAGGCAUCCGAAAGCCUGGGAGCGGCGCCAGCGGCCCUGGGCGCCUCGCUGGGCGCCUCGCUGGGCGCCUCGGUGGACCAGGCCGGCAGCGACCUGACACAGACGGCCAACGAUGCGAUGCAGACGGCCAACGAUGCGAUGGAGUCCGCGGGGUUGCAGGCCAAGGAGGCCGCCGACCAGAUGGGCGAGAAGGCCAACGAGAUCCUCGGCUCCGCUCCGGGCAGCUCGGGCGGCGGCGGUGGCGACAACACCAUGACCUACGGCGUGAUCGGGGGCAUCGCCGGUGCCCUUGCGUUGGCGGGCGGCGCCUACUACUUCAUGUCCGGAGAUGAGAAGAAGAAGAAGAAGAAGUCCAAGCGCGCCGUCGCUGUGGACGCAGCGCCCAUGAUCGAGGAGGCGCCGGAGGUCCCUCAGGUCACCGCGCCACAGGCCUUCCCGCAGCAGUUCCAGAACCAGGUCCAGAACGUGAUGGCCUACGCCAACCAGCAGAUGCAGCAGGCUGCGCCACGGUACUAUCACCAGGUGCCGCAACAGGCCCAAGCCUACCAGACCGCCACCUACCAGCCCACGACCUACCAGGGCGGCUACCAGGUCCCGAGGAUGUGA